Molecule: messenger RNA, 2694 nt
Organism: Pseudomassariella vexata
Lineage: Eukaryota; Fungi; Ascomycota; Sordariomycetes; Amphisphaeriales; Pseudomassariaceae
Product: GTPase activating protein
Exons: 4
Coding region: 1-2694 (897 amino acids)
Source: RefSeq, a predicted model, not a curated record
AUGGCGGAAGCAGGAGAGCCGCAGUCACCCAAGACUGUCCAUCCCAUCGACGAAUCGCCUGUUGGUUCAGACAGGGAGACGGAUAACUUUGAGGAUGCUGUCGAUACAGGGUCUGUAAGGUCUCUGACUGGUCGGAAAGCGUCAACCAUAAAACCCAUAAGACCGGUCAGCAGCGAUACACAACCCCAGUCCGAUGCCUCUUCGAGCCCGAUUGAAUCGGUGAACGAAGACGCUAUUGCAGAUGCAGAGCCAACAAAGGGGGAGCAAGAAAAUGGCACACAAAUAGGGGCAGCACACAUGUCAGAUCGACUAUCAAACGCUUCGUUGGAUGAGGUCAAGCUGGACGAUUCCAAGCUGGAGGACAUUAAGCUGGAGGAUGACACUGCUACACAGGAGAAGGAGAAAGAAGAGCACCCGGUAGUCGUUAAGGGGCCCACCAAGAAGCUCUCUUUGAGUAAUAUCGCCAGCUCCCUGCCAACAAUGCCAUGGUCGCCUUCCAACUCGGAAUCACCCUCAAGGGGAGGCAGCCCAAGCCUUGGGUCCAACGCGACAUUUGCGGGGCCAGCUCCUGCAGCACCGCCGGCUGGACCGUCUCGAAAGCUCACCAGUCCCUUUUCCUGGCUGUCCCGUAACUCACAGAAGGAAACAGUAACAUCACCACCUGUUACUGGAGCUACCUCGCCUCGGCGGAAUACCGCAAGCUCUAUAGCAACGUUGACAAGCAACCCGGAAAUGAUGCUUGGCAAGCUUGAAGAGGGAGACGAAAGCGGUGGCACAGAUGGACGCCGUGGGUCAGCAAGAAACAGCUUGAGGGACAGAUUCAAGUUGGUCAGAAUGCGGGAAGAGGCAGGGAUUUCUCUACCCAUGGAGAAUGGAGAGGACGACAAGCUUCCUGGGACUCGUGCCAGUCUCACUCGAUCGUCUACAGUGGGUAUCAUGAGCCCGUCUCUUGACGCUGGUCAAGAUGCGCAGCCUCUGGCGUCCCCAUUGCCUGUCAGUCCAAAUCCUUCUUUGGCACCCGGUACCGUGUCGGGGAUACAAGCUGGACCCUCGGCGAUGGCCGAUACCCAAGUCGACUGGGACCUGUGGCAAUCUGUUGUUUACGAAGGUCCUGCUGCGGUUGCGAGAACUAGCCCAGAAGAGCUCAACAGAGCCAUUGGUACCGGCAUCCCGAAUGCUAUUCGAGGUGUGGUCUGGCAAGUACUUGCCCAGAGCAAGAACGAAGAGCUCGAGCUGGUAUACAAGGACUUGGCUACUCGUGGGACUGAAAAAGAGAAGAACCGGGACAGCAGCGGCACUUCACUUAGCGCCUCUAGCAAUGGGAACUUGAGUGUCGACAAGGAGACUCUGGCAUCUUCUGCCUCAUCAAUACAUUCUGAAUACUCUGGCAUCAACGGCGCCAAGUCUCCCAGCGUUCCCUCGGAAAAAGAGAAUGAGGCAAUCAUGAAGGCCCAAGCACUGGCCGCCGCGGAGAGAAAGAAGAAGGACAAGGAGGCUGCGGCAAGGCUUCAAAGACUUGAAAAGGCCAUCCGACGAGAUCUCGGUGCAAGAACCAGCUAUUCAAAGCACGCUGCUGCUGCUGGGCUUCAGGAUGGUCUGUUCGGAGUUUGCAAAGCCUAUGCGCUUUUCGAUGAGGGUGUUGGCUAUGCCCAAGGGAUGAAUUUCCUCAUCAUGCCGUUACUGUUCAAUAUGCCGGAAGAAGAGGCAUUCUGUCUUCUAGUCCGAUUGAUGAACCAGUAUAAGCUCCGGGACUUGUUCAUCCAGGAUAUGCCCGGACUGCACAUGCGCCUCUUUCAAUUUGAGCGACUCCUAGAAGAUCUCGAGCCCGCACUCUACUGCCACCUUCACCGCCGAGGCAUCACAGGGCACCUCUACGCCACCCAAUGGUUUCUGACACUAUUCGCCUACCGAUUUCCUCUGCAACUGGUACUGAGAAUCUACGACCUCAUCUUCUCGGAAGGCCUCUCUGCCAUUCUCAGAUUUGGCAUUGUUUUGAUGCAGAAGAACGCAACGACGCUCCUCGCGAUGUCAGACAUGGGUCUACUCACAAGCUAUCUUAAGGACAAGCUCUUCGAUGUCUACAUUGACCAAGCACCAAGUGCAGGCAGCAUUCUAGAGAACGGCUUCUUCGGCAGCAGCUCAUCUAACAUUGACAAGGAAGUCUACCGGGCUGACCAGCUUGUUCGGGAUGCCUGUGAAAUUAAAAUGACACCCGAACUCCUUAAAAGUUACACGGUGGAAUGGGAAGAAAAGACAAAAGCGGAGAAAGAGCGAGAACAAGAACUCGAGUCCCUCAAACUAGCGAAUCACAGCUACGCGAUCAAGGUACGCAAGCUCGAAGACCGCAUAGAAGCGUGUGACACCGAGCAAGCGUCCAUGGCCAACGAGCUGGUCCACACCAAGAUCGAGAACGAGGAGCUAAAGGAUGAAAACGAAAGCCUCAAGGGACAGGUCAAGGAGCUGCGCAUCGUCAUUGAGAAGCAGCCAAUCGAGAUCGAGGGCGCGUGGAAGCUGGAACGGGACAACCUAAUGGAGCGGAAUUCCAAGGUCCACGAGGAGAACCAAAAGAUUGAGAAGGAGAUGUCUGAGCUUGAAGAGGAGCUUGUGCAGACAAAGAUGCGGCACGCUGAGCUCAACUCGCAACACGAAACUCUUCUGCGGAAGUGGACAGAUCUCAAGCGCCAGUUUGAUUGA